Vicia villosa (hairy vetch) is the source of this 1087-nucleotide messenger RNA. RefSeq names its product cyclin-dependent kinase inhibitor 7-like. Gene Ontology annotation, cellular component: nucleus. The coding region runs from base 224 to 676 and encodes 150 amino acids. The record is from RefSeq and is a predicted model, not a curated record. Gene Ontology annotation, molecular function: cyclin-dependent protein serine/threonine kinase inhibitor activity. NCBI's taxonomy places the organism in Eukaryota, Viridiplantae, Streptophyta, Magnoliopsida, Fabales, Fabaceae. The transcript is spliced from 4 exons. Gene Ontology annotation, biological process: negative regulation of cyclin-dependent protein serine/threonine kinase activity.
UCGCCUGAAGACCAAUUCUUCUUCCACCACCAUAUCUGACCCACCCAAGCAACAAACUACUAACAACAACAAUCUUAUAUAUAAUCACACUCUUUCUCAUCACUCUUCCUCUCCUCUUCUAACCGCCACAACAACAACUUUCCCUCCGUUUCUCACCUCCACGUGUCACUCCUCCAUUCGCCUCUUUCCAUCCAUCACCACAUACAACUCCCUCCAAUUCACAAUGAACAUGCCAAACUUAGGAAGAAAAAGAAAAAGUACUGAAACAUUUCACCAUAAUAAUAAACCUCCAUUCAAAAGAUUCACCUUCAUCAACAUGGUGGAGGAAUGCCACUCCACCCUCACUUCCGAUGAAGAAUCAUUCCCAUGUUCUUGCUCAAGUAACAUCAUUAACAACUUCGAAGAAUCUCAAGAGGUUCAAAGUCCUCACCAAGUUGAAACGUCCACGUGCCACGACCAAGUUAUAAGGAGAAGAGAGAUGAGUCUAAGCGAAGAAGAAGAGGUUGAUUCCAUUGAGAAGAAGCCGCAAAAGACACCGUCCGAAUCUGAACUUGAUGAGUUCUUCUCCGCCGCUGAAGAAAAUAUCCAGAAACAAUUUUCAAACAAGUAUAAUUUUGAUAUUGUGAAGGACGUGCCAUUGGAAGGACGUUAUGAGUGGGUUCAGUUGAAGCAGUAAAAUUAAUUACCACUUUUGGCUAUUAUUCUUGAAGCAAGAAUGGUAAAAAUUACCUCUUUUGGGUAUUGUUGAAGGAAGAAUGGUGAUAUUAUUAUUAUAGAUGCAGUUAAAUUUUCCACUUGCUGACACUAUUUUAGGUUCAAUUUACUGUAGGUAGUAAUUGAUUUGAUAUGAAUUCAGAGAGUCCUAUCUAUCUUUCAUGUUUCAAGUACUCUGUUGGUUGUGUAAUGUGUACAGCUUUGUUUUUCUUCAAGGGUUAAUAAUUAUAAGAAUUUUGGUUCUGCUUGUUUUUUUUACUAUCUGUGUACCUUAAAGAAACUACUAUUGUGUUCCAGAGCAUAAUUCAGUAAAUUCUCUUGCUGGUGAUAUAUGUGUGUAGAACAAAAUGGUUUGUGGUUAGCUAUAACAAAA